CGGCCCGGGGCGGCCGCGGGUGGAGGGGGCGGUUCCUCGAGUGUCGGCGGCAGGAGGGUUGGCAGGCUGGCGGCAGGUGCUGCCGCGGCCACUGCCGCCGCCGCCGCCGCCUCCGCCUCCUCCGAGUCCCGGGUCUGCUCGUCCUCUCGCGGUGAUGAGCUGAGCCCCGUCGGGGGCUGCACCUGCCGGCUGCCCAUCACCCCGGACCUCCCGGCGUGACCUCGGCCUCCUCGCGUGCCCGGCCCCCGCGGCUCCGAGCUGCCCCUGAGAGGGAGCGGCAGCGGCCUCCUCCGACCCGAGUUAUCGCUCGGGGGCCGAGCAGGGAGAGCGCCCGGCCCCCUCCCCUCCCCAGUCCGCCGUCCUCGAUGUCUCCCCGGCGGGGAGGGGGCUGCCUGGGAGACGCGCUGAGCGGCCCCCCCCGGAGGCCCGUCGGCGGCAGCAACAGCGACCAGCCCGGCGACCCGAAGCCUCCCCCGGCGGCGGCGGCCUGGAGGAGCCGCGCACCCGCCGCCGCCCCCGGAGCCUCGCAGCCGCCGCCGCCGCCCGGCGCCGGAGGAGAGGGCGGCGGGCGCCCCCCAGGGAAGAUGAAGGCGGAGGGGGGCGACCACUCCAUGAUCAACCUGUCGGUGCAGCAGGUCCUGAGCCUCUGGGCCCACGGGACGGUGCUGAGGAACCUUACGGAGAUGUGGUACUGGAUCUUCCUCUGGGCUCUCUUCUCCUCUCUGUUUGUCCAUGGUGCUGCAGGAGUGUUGAUGUUCGUGAUGCUACAGAGGCAUCGGCAGGGGAGAGUAAUCUCUGUCAUUGCAGUCAGCAUCGGAUUUCUGGCUUCCGUGACUGGAGCAAUGAUUACUAGUGCAGCAGUCGCCGGCAUUUACAGAGUGGCAGGGAAGAACAUGGCCCCCUUGGAAGCACUGGUGUGGGGCGUUGGACAGACCGUACUGACAUUAAUCAUCUCCUUUUCAAGGAUUCUCGCCACACUCUGAGGUUUCUGUGGGCAUGUCUUACUUCACAUAAGGAAGCAGAUGUACAGAUUCUCUGAAAAUGGCAUUGUUAACAAGGGAAUGAAAUUGUACAAGAAUGUGGAAGGAGCAGGUCAAAACAUAAGGCCUUGAGCUGUGUGGGAAGAUUGCCCUCUGGUGUUCAAGUGAUUGCACUACCGCACCGCACCUUACGUGCCUCCGUCCCAGGCAAGGCGCAUGACACUACGUGAAGCUACAAGAAAAAGCACCUUGUUUAGCUGCCAAUCAGGUUAACACUGGCGUUGAAUCAUCGUUCUUAACAGUGUUGUGUUAAGUUACAGGGACGUUUUGAAGAAUUGACAUAUGUGCCAAACUCUUUUCUUUUUUUUUAACAUUGAUCAUGUGAAAUUUGCAAGUGUAGAUGUAGAUGAGUGCUGUGAACAUAUCUGACAUGAAUUCAGGUGGUGUAGUGAGAUUUUUGUUUUGUAAUGCUAAAUCCCGUAUGAGUGCUGCAUACCGAAUCAUUUAAUAGGAGACAAAUUAUUUGAUUUUUAAUGUUGAACGUUUCUGGGAUUUAGGGCUUUCAUAUAAAUUAGGCAUUAUUGUUACUUACGUGAAAAAUAAUACUUAAUGGAAAACUGCUGAACUCUUUUAAGGACUCAAAGUAGAUCUAUAGGGUGCAUCCUUUUCACUCACUUAAGUAACACUCUUUUAAUAGUUUCCCUCAUACAUAAACAUUCUAUUGAUAUGAAUUUAAAAACUUUAUGGGUCAUACACAUUGAUUGUAGCUUGUGUGUCACAAAAGUAUAAUUUGAAAAUUUUCUUAUAAAUUUUGUAAGAAAUCUGAAAUGCACGUUGCAUUCUUGACCCUUCUAAAGAAAGUUUUUGCCAUGUAGCUCAUGGAGGAAACAUCUUUACAACUAGUAUCUCAGUGGGAUUAUAUCACUUGUUGCAUAUACCUUGAUUUUUGACAAAACGUAAGCAGUCUUUCAUUCUAGAGUAUUAACUGUAUUUAAAGAGUGGCCUAAAUUAGGCUAUGAAAACAAGAAGCCUCAUUGGUAGAUAAGAAACAUAUAGGAAGAGUAAUAAGCUAUCUUACUUUGGGUAUGUGGUAGCAUCAUAAUUUCUCUGAGUAAAAAUUGGGGAAUAUAGUAAAUAAUUAUAAAAUUUGGCAACAAAUCUCAGCAUAUCAACACAGUAUUGAAUGCAUACUUGAGUUAUUCAUUUCAGUUGUUCAGCUCUUGUUUUAUGCUGUUAUUUAAGUUUACUAGAAUCUGUGAUGACAUUUAUUAGAAUGAAAAAAUCCUUAGAGGUUUUAAGAGGUUUUGGCAAUAUGUAAUUGUAUUUAAGAGUACAAGAAGUAAGGGCAACACAGAACGUGGUGGAAUUUGUCUCCUACUGAGAUUUUUUUAAUACCAGGUACAAUUAUAUAUAUGGUAACUCAAAGGAAGAGCCAACUGCAGAAAAUAUAAGUUAAGGACAAUCCAAACAAUAAUCUGAUACUCUAGCCUCACUGUUUUAUAACCUAAUUUGGAAAAACGUACAUUUCUAUUAGGUUCCAUGCAAAUAUAAGACCUUUGUUACCCACGGCACCGUUUCUCCACCAAAAAGCUGAGUAGUAUCAACAACUCACCGAUGAGGAACUGGGGGUAUUUUACCAGUACGGAAGCCAGUUUGGGGCGGUGCGGGAGUUUAACAACACUGUGGCUUGGAAAUUUGUUUUUAAAAACCCAAGAAGCAAGUAUGCAUUCUUAGAGAUCUUUAAAGUAAAUCUUAAAAUUGAUUCUUUUUAUUAUGUUCAAGCCUGAAAUUGUUUUCAUGUGUUCUUUAUAUUCCGGACAUUUUCCUAAAUUAAAUUUAGGCCUAAAUCUUCCAAGUCAAUUUGAUUUUUCCUUUUCUGUUAGACUUGAAUUGUGUUCUUCCUUUACUUUGGUUAUUCGUUAAAUUCUUUAAAUUCUUUGGUCAAUAAUUUAAAGUGUUCAUAUUCUUUGGGAGGAAUUACCAGUAAUAUGUUGAAAUGGUUUGAGAUCUACAGAAAUGAAUAUUUAUUUUAACACAUGGUUAUUUUAUGUUUCAGAAAGUUACCAUGGUAAGGUAACAUGGAACACAUGGUUCAGAAUCUGAAAUUAGCCAGAAAAUAACUUGGACACAUUAAGUGUAUGGCUGCAUGGACCAAAGAGAAUGAAACUCCUGUUUCUGCUCUAGAAUGAAGUAUGAGAAGGUGGAUCAGUUUGUAGAGUGUCCUGCAGUUAUCUCAUUAUCAAGUUGCUUUACGUUAUGAGGAGUGUGUGUGUGUGUGUGUGUGUGUGUGCGCUUUUAACUUUUGGGGGAAUUUUUGGUUUCUCUGUUGUUUUUAGUUGCUUCCAUUGGGAUUUUGUGCAACUGUUACUAUUUCGAUGUUUUGAAAUGCAGUUGAUAGUGUGAAUUGAUGAAAUGUCUUAAUAGCUGUUUCUGUGAUGAGAUUUUUAAAAUGUUAUUGGUUUUCUUAUAGAGACAAGUAACAUUUAAUGAUAUAUAUCUACAUACACAUAUAUCAUUAUAUACACAUAUAUAUAUAAAGCUGCUAUAUAUGAAUACAGUCUAAUUGGAAAGCUUUUGUUCAAUGAACACUUGGACAUUAUCGUGGAGAACUUGAUACAUUUGCUCAGUUGAGUGAUCUUUUAAAUCAGUUUAAGGAACUUUGAGAUUUUUUAAUUUGGGGAAAGUUUUCUUGGUUUAAUAGUGGUAGAGAUCCUUGUUUGUGAUGUGACAAAAGCCCUUAUUGAUGUAUUUGGGUUAAAUCUUCUUAAAAUUUACAUGUGACUUAGCAGUAAAUUUUCUUUGUGAAAAAUGCAGGAGGGAAGGGGAGAAUCCUCUGCAGUUUACACUUCGUUAUUUUUAAAAAUGCUUAAUAAAAUAUUGCUGACAGUGAAAUCAGUUCCUCAGAGAAGAGACUCCUAUAUGCCCAAACUAAUUGUUAAUUAGUUAACACAGGGAGUUAACAUAAGGAGAGUCCUAAAUGGUGGCCAUAUUCAGUGUUUGUAGGUUAAUUAUUCUUACUUUAGAUCUUAGUGUUUACUGAACAGUGUUAUAGUUUGUAACCCAAUGUACUUUCUUAGUAUUUGCAGCAUACAUUUCUACUGCCCCCCCAAAAUGUGAGGGUUUUGUUUGUACUUUAAGUGAGAAAUAAAGAAAUGAGCUGCCCUGUG
This is a messenger RNA of Orcinus orca (killer whale), 4147 nucleotides long. It is a transcript of the gene TMEM170B, whose product is annotated as transmembrane protein 170B. Gene Ontology annotation, cellular component: plasma membrane. The record is from RefSeq and is a predicted model, not a curated record. Gene Ontology annotation, biological process: negative regulation of canonical Wnt signaling pathway. The coding region runs from base 366 to 983 and encodes 205 amino acids. The transcript is spliced from 3 exons. Lineage: Eukaryota; Metazoa; Chordata; Mammalia; Artiodactyla; Delphinidae.